CUAGGAGUUGUGAUUACCAAAGGGGGGAGAGAUUGUAAAUAAACAGAAGAAAUUAAAGAUGGUGUUUCUAGAUUCUUUGUGGCUAACUCUAAUAGUCGCUUUGUUGGGUGGAUAUGCAUUUGUGUUUGGGUUCCUAAGGAGAGUGAAUGAAUGGUACUAUGUUUCUAGGCUGAGAAAGAUGCAACACUCUCUCCCACCCGGUGAUAUGGGUUGGCCUUUCUUGGGGAACAUGCCCUCCUUUCUCAAAGCUUUCAAAUCUGACCCUGAUUCCUUCAUCUAUAACCUUGUUUCCAGAUAUGGCAGGACAGGUAUGUACAGAACCUACUUGUUUGGGAGCCCCAGCAUCAUAGUUUGCACCCCAGAGACAUGCCGUAAGGUUUUCACAGAUGAUGAGAACUUCAAGCUUGGAUACCCUGCUUCUACCAUGGCCCUCACAGGAAAAAGAUCGUUCCAUGGGAUCUCAAAUGAAGAACACAAGCGUCUUCGACGCUUAACCUCCUCUCCCAUAACUGGCCACGAGGCAUUGUCCAUGUAUAUUGAUCUCAUAGAGGGUAUUGCUGUGCAACUGUUGCAAGAGUUGUCUAGCAUGAACACCCCAUGUGAGUUCCUCGUAGAGUUGAGGAAGUUCGCUUUUAAGGUCAUCACCACCAUCUUCAUCGGUUCUGAUGGUUAUCAUGUUGACCUUGGCUUGGUUGAGAACUUGUACACCCACUUGAACCGGGGAAUAAAGUCAUCGGCUAUCAAUCUCCCUGGCUUUGCAUUCCACAAAGCACUCAAGGCACGAAAGAAGUUGAUGAAGAUGCUGCAAGAGCUGGUGGACCAAAAAAGGACCAAAAAUACAAAGACAGAGUUGAAAAAAGAUAUGAUGGAUUUAUUGAUGAAAGUCAAAGAUGAAGAGGGUAGGCGACUGGAGGAUGAAGACAUUAUUGACUUACUUCUGGUUUUCUUGUUAGCAGGUCACGAAAGCUCGGCUCAUGGAAUAUUGUGGACCAUCAUCUACCUUAUGGAACACCCGCAUGUCUUCCACAAGGCAAAGAAAGAACAAGAAGAGAUCAUGGAAAAAAGACCCUCCACGCAAAAAGGGCUAAACCAUAGGGAAAUUAGACAAAUGGAAUAUCUUUCAAAGGUUAUCGAUGAGAUGCUGCGCAGAACAAGCAUCUCUUUUGCAAACUUUAGACAAGCAAAAGUCGAUGUCAACAUCAAUGGUUAUAUUAUACCAAAAGGAUGGAAAGUUCUAGUUUGGAACAGAGGUGUUCACAUGGAUCCUGAAACUUACAUCAACCCAAAGGAUUAUGAUCCUUCCAGAUGGGAAAAAUACAAAGCAAGAGCAGGGUCUUUCCUUCCGUUUGGAUUAGGAAGCAGGCUUUGUCCAGGAAGCGACCUGGCCAAAUUUGAGAUCGCCAUUUUCCUGCAUCAUUUUCUUCUUAACUACAGGAUGGAGAGAAUUAACGCAAAGUGUCCACUCACUUACCUACCAGUGCCAAGGCCUUCAGACAAUUGCCUUGCAAGAAUUAUAAAAACCACAUAAAUCAUGAGAUCAAACAAGAGCAUAAACACGUGGCAAUCUUGUAUGUUCAAACCUUGUUUUAUAUUCUUGUAAAUGAUAUUUGAAUAAACUUAAAAGUCAUAGGGGCAUUUGGGCAAGGAAUUUUCAUAUUUUGUAUUAGCUUAUAUUAUAGGCUAAAAA
Abrus precatorius (Indian licorice) is the source of this 1687-nucleotide messenger RNA. RefSeq names its product beta-amyrin 11-oxidase-like. Gene Ontology annotation, biological process: brassinosteroid homeostasis; sterol metabolic process; brassinosteroid biosynthetic process. Gene Ontology annotation, cellular component: endoplasmic reticulum. The record is from RefSeq and is a predicted model, not a curated record. Lineage: Eukaryota; Viridiplantae; Streptophyta; Magnoliopsida; Fabales; Fabaceae. The coding region runs from base 59 to 1528 and encodes 489 amino acids. The transcript has 8 exons. Gene Ontology annotation, molecular function: iron ion binding; ent-kaurenoic acid monooxygenase activity; heme binding.